UUUGCCACUCUGCUACGGUCAACUCUUCUAGAAUGUCAAUUUGGAUGUUCCAUGCAGAGCAAAACCUUCCAACUGAGCCAGUCAUUGGAAGACUUUAUCAAUAUGGUUAGACAGGCACCAACAGUGGACCAUGGUUGUCAAUGCGGUGAACCGAUUUGAGUUGAACUUUGCUUCAGUGCCCGGCGCUCUUUCACGGCAGGGUUGCCCAGUAUCACCAUGGCACGAAUGGGCAAAGAUAAAGAUUGAUUGGCAUGAACGCCAUCGUUCUCCGUCUGCCAGCCGUGUCAAUGACUAAUUUUCUAUUUGAUAAAUGUUGGGACCCAGGGAAGUGAAGUCAGAUCUUCUGCGCCCACAGUUACGAACUGUAUUGUAUUGUAUUGUAUUGUCGUGUAUCCAGUCAAGCGUUCCAAGGCUCAAUCAUUAAACGAGUCAGCGUCGCCAUCCCAGCACUUCGAAGUACGUCAAGCCCAAAGCAAAGAUAAC
This is a messenger RNA of Aspergillus pseudonomiae, 483 nucleotides long. RefSeq lists its product as uncharacterized. The coding region runs from base 131 to 295 and encodes 54 amino acids. The record is from RefSeq and is a predicted model, not a curated record. The transcript has a single exon. NCBI's taxonomy places the organism in Eukaryota, Fungi, Ascomycota, Eurotiomycetes, Eurotiales, Aspergillaceae.